Molecule: messenger RNA, 3273 nt
Organism: Fusarium musae
Lineage: Eukaryota; Fungi; Ascomycota; Sordariomycetes; Hypocreales; Nectriaceae
Exons: 2
Coding region: 1-3273 (1090 amino acids)
Molecular function (GO): zinc ion binding; nucleic acid binding
Source: RefSeq, a predicted model, not a curated record
AUGUCUUCUUCUCCAUCUUCGCCUACCCAUUCGACAGCCUAUGGAGCCAACCAUCACGGCCCGGGAGGCUUGAAUCGUGGCCAGGCCGAUGACAACGGCUUGGGUGGCACUGCAGAUUUUCAGUCCCUCCCUGGUACUAGCCAAGCUUCUAGCCAUGAUUUUGAGUCUCGUCGGGGAAGACGGACGAGCUCUCUCAGGAAUGGCCAGCGGGGCUGUUUCAACAAUGCCCCUAGCCAUUCUGGUACUAGCCAGGUCAAUGGCUCUGGCUCUCAUCAAGCUUCCCCACAACCCGAUUCCCCGCAAGCCCAGGCUGGGAAAGACCUCGAACAAUCAUCUAUUUACGAUUAUCUAGUAGAUGAUCGUGACCGCCCUGUUGCUGCCCGCAAACUGUUCAAGACUCCAGAUGCUGAAGCGGUCGGGGUCGCCAAUGACCUCGCUCUCAAGUCCGGAUAUACGUUGCAACAACUGGCCAUGGCAAGCAUUUGGGCCAAGAAGAACUUAGCCUGGAAGGAAUCUCGCAAGACCGUUCUCAAGGUCAAGAUAACAGCCGGCUCCAGCCAGAUAUUGAGCCCGGAGGCCAUCAUUACCAAGUGUGCAAUCAAUGGCUUCCCUUUCGACGCUAUUAAAUCUGUGCAGUUCCCUCCUCUGGAGAUGGAUCGGAUGUUGUUGAUCCUUGAUCACGACCUCGAUGCUCGAGAGAUUCGGAAGCACGAGAAAAGCUUGCAAACCAUUGUCAAUGACCCAGGAUGCUGUGUGUGUCCAGAGGAGUUCUACAUCAGCCCUGCCAACAUCACCCGGACCGAGUAUAACAGGAAUCUCAGGAAGACUUCUACCAACAAUGCUCAGGGAAACAAGGACACCUGGGCUAGGUUCAAGAAGCCCUCGGAGAGGUUAGAGUUCUGGAGACGAGAGACGGGUCUCAACAUCGAUAGGGCAUACUGGAAGUAUGGCCGUAUCUGGCUUGUCUUGCAGAAUCUCGAGGAAGCCCAGAAUGCUUCUUCUGGGGAGAUGUAUACUUUGGAGGGAUUGCAAACCUCGUUCGACUCCCUUGAUCCCAAGUAUGUACCGAAGCAGUGCUUCAACUGCCAGGAUUUCGGUCAUAUGGCAAAGCAAUGCCCUAACCAGGUUCGAUGCGGUCGGUGCCUGGAACCACAUUCGACACAGGAUUGCGAUCCUAAUGGCAAGCCAGACAAGUGCUUCUUUUGUGGGGGCAAUCAUCCCAGCUACUGGCUUAGAAUCUGCAGGCACCCUACGGUUCGGGACGUUCUGCACAGGUGUAGUCUAUGGAGAGGGCGGGCAUACUGGGAUACCAGGGGACAGGAGUCUGAGGCUUCUGAGCGGCCCCUAGAUCAAGGCGCAGCAACAGCUGAUGAACCUCUCCUUUCCCUUGCCCUCGGCGGAGGAGAAGGGAUGUUGGCUCGCCUUAUUGUGGCGUGUUUUCAGGCUUUUGCACCUCAUCUGGCUCAAGCUCCUUUAACCAAAACCCAUGACAACCCGACCGAGUUACGGACAGCGUCGCCGUCGCCUUCCGUCCUGUCUGCUCGAAGCCGCCUUGGUACAGUCACUGGCGACCUAUCUCUAGCUAACAGUCCGAGAGCAUCUGGAAGGGUACUUUACGACUAUACCAACCAAUCACCUGCUUGGCAGACUCCGUCUUUUGAUGAAUCUCUGUAUGGAUCUGGCUGGAACAGCAACGGCGCUUCCCCUUCAAGACAAGUAUCUGUGGAGCCCCCGUUCUCCUCUAUCUCUGAGUUGAGUGAAGGGGAUCUUUUCAUGGAUACCUACGAGGAACCGGCCCAGCAAGAGGUCUUCGAGCUUUCUGCUGAUUUCCCAGUUGGGUCAAUCUUUGAGCUCGGUGCAGACCAUCCUUUGUAUCCUCAAGACCAUGAGUCUUCAUCGAUCGCACGGGAGGUUAGGGAUGCCUGUGGCAUGGCGCCGUCGGAUUCUGCUCCAGAUGUCUCCCUGGAAGGCCUUCCUGAGAUUAGUAGGGAUAUGAUUGUUGGAAUCAUCUCCAUCCCUUCUACACCUAUCAACACGGAGAGCCAAGUAGACUGGGAAUUCGUCCCCGAGACACCUACUGGUCUUCUUACUUGCACUGUUACAUCCGACGAGCCCAAUCCAGCAGAUGCUCUCUGUGAUCCUUCCCCAGAGACCUCAGUUGCCAGUAAGGGUCGCCGAUCCUCAUCUACUGUCACGGAUCAGCCUUCUAGCGCAUCCUCAUCUGAGGUCCGCCUAGAAGGAUCAUGGGAGCAACUCGCUUUCUCUUCCUCUUCAUCGGAUGUCGGCUCCUCAUCAGCCGUGAUUCCUUGCUCCAUCCCAGAUCCCAACGCCGCUUCGCAGCCUCCACACGAGUCUCCUCCAGGGCAGAGUUCGUCCGUUGGACCUUUGACUGCUAGGAAGCGGCGCUGCAGUUCUGAUGACGACGUCGACGUCCUGUCAUCCCCAGGUGGCGGCAAGAGAGUGAGAGUCGAGGAAUCGCUAGGUCAGGACGACGGCGAAUCGGCUUUGGCGGCACUCUCCCUAUCCAGCCCAAGCUCCAAUUCUCUUACAGUCACUGGCACAGUUCUCCCUGAUGGGUCUUCCCUUACCGAGAGCGGGAGCUCCUUGCCUUUGCCCGUGAACCCUAGCACACCUCCACUCAGAAGGUCUCCCCGUGGUUUAAGGCCUUCCUUUACACCUGGGUCUUCAACGGCGUCUACAUCCAGUAGCGAUAGCUCUGGGUCAUCGUUCUACACCGUUGAUUCUAGCUCCAACACCUCGAGGUUGUUGGAAUCUCCCGCCACCCCCAGCCGCGGUUCAUCUGGUCAGCUGCCUGUAGAUGAUAGCAGCCUCAUAGCGGGGACGUCCCAGGGAUCGCUUCAGAUUUCUCCACGCGAUAGCCCACGAAGACUUAUCACAGAUGACGAUGAGAUAGCAGACCAGCUGGAGCGGGACGCUUCUCAAGCUACGAAUCAGCAAUCAAGGGCAGGCCUGGUCAGUUCUGCUGAGGAAGUUGGAAUAGCCAGUGAAGCGCAGGGUUUCAUUACUUGUGCGCCUGUCUCUACUGCUUCACCUACCGACCAAGAGUUGCUUGAGUAUGAGAUCGGGCCCGAGUCUGAGGAGGAGGUGGUGGACAAGGCUGGAUCUGAUGAUGAAUACCGUCCCGGAAAGAAGCCUAAGCCUCGGUCAAAGCGAAAGUCCAGGACUGGUUCAAGAUGGAAAGGCAAGGGGGUUGCAAGAGAAGCACCAGACACCGGUCCCGAACAAACGAAGCUGGACCGGUAUUUCCCUUAG